Suillus plorans is the source of this 279-nucleotide messenger RNA. RefSeq lists its product as uncharacterized. Gene Ontology annotation, biological process: secondary metabolite biosynthetic process. The coding region runs from base 1 to 279 and encodes 92 amino acids. The record is from RefSeq and is a predicted model, not a curated record. Lineage: Eukaryota; Fungi; Basidiomycota; Agaricomycetes; Boletales; Suillaceae. The transcript has 3 exons. Gene Ontology annotation, molecular function: FAD binding.
AUGGGAGAUGCCGCACAUGCAAUGACGCCGUUCCAAGGCUCUGGUGCUGGCCAGGGCAUCGAGGGUGCUUACUUGCUCAUGACCGUUCUUGAAACAGUACCUAGGGCCCUCGCCAUCUACGACAAGUUGAGAAGGCCAUUCUCAUCAGAAGUGGCACUGCGCUCGAUGCGUGGGGGCCAACUAUGCGCGUUUCAAGAGGACGUCCCUCUGCACGAGCUCGGUGAUGCUCUGAAGGAAACUGUCAGGCUUGUGGAGGACAGCCCGAUCGAUGUCAACUGA